Molecule: messenger RNA, 1462 nt
Organism: Styela clava
Lineage: Eukaryota; Metazoa; Chordata; Ascidiacea; Stolidobranchia; Styelidae
Molecular function (GO): protein binding
Source: RefSeq, a predicted model, not a curated record
ACGACGACGUUACCACAUGACCGAAUCUACAAAAUGCAAGAACUUGAAAGGCUGGAAGGUCUGAUUUUGCGUUUUUCUUCGAGAAGUCUAUAUGUCGGGGAAAUAUUUCGCGAUAAAAAGUAUUCACGACUGCUGAAUCUCAUCGAGAAGGCUGAUGAUCAUCUUCACCUAGAAGAAACUGGAAGAGCUAUAGCGGUUUACAAAAACGCCAACUAUCAUUUGAAGACAUUCGUGACGAAUGGAUUGAAAGAUCGACUUCUUUGUGCUAAUUUCUAUGGAACCAUAGAAUGUCAAAUUUCAUUCUGCUACUUGAUUCUUGGCAACAGUGCAUUAGCACUUCAGCAUGCUAACAGAAGUAUCUGUCAUGACGUAUCAUGUCAAACAGUACAUGUAUGGAGAGCGUUUGCUUACCGAAGGCUUGGAAAAUAUGCGAGAGCAGUGAAAUGUCUAACAGUACGGGCCCCACUUUUCAUGACUCAAGUCUUGUCCGACGCUUAUGAUUAUUCUGAGUUCCUUGUGAAAAUCCCAAAUUGGGAAUUAUAUGAAGAAGAUGUCAUCGUUAAUUACUGGGAAGAGCUAUUGAAAAUUGUGUUGAAGUCCACGAAAAAUGCAAAAAUGGAACAUAUCAGAGAAAUUUCUUUUUCACGCAAAGAAGAAUUACAUGAAAGAUUGUCGAUGGAGUAUUUGGCAAUACAUCCCGCUUAUCACGAUACAGUUGCAACCGAUGUGUCAGCGAUGAGAAUUCUUCCCAAUUCAUUUCGAAGCAUUCUCCAAUCUCAGGAAGUUGAUUUCUUUUAUCAAGUUACGGGAUUUAAAAAUACCAACCAAGUUGCUAACUAUUUCAAUAAUUUAUCUAAAAGUUCUAAAGAAAUUAUCAAAAAAAUAGCAAAAGAUACAGAUUCAAAAAUCAACACUUCCAUGGUCGAGCGAAUAUCUGCGUUAUCAAAGAUGGCGGAUGCCAUGAAUUGCACCAACAUUGAGUACAGGCUUCUUCCUGGAUUUGGAAUACACGAACGACUAUUGCUUUGUGCAGCUCUGGUACAUAUUGGAAAAUUAGAAGAGGCAAUACAGGAAUAUAAAUGUUUGAAAGCAGACAUAAUGUUAUUCAUUGUUCUGUCGAAAAAGGGAGAGCUCAAAUGCCAACCAUCAGCUUCAAAGCAUCUUCUUGCUAUUCAAAACGUAUUGAAAUCUCUCAAAGUGAAAUUAAAACAAGACAAAGAACUUCGGCGAUCGGUUGGUUGCCUGGUGCAUUGGUUGGAAGACUGUGCCAUGAGAUGGACAGCUGAAAAUUAUUCGAAGUCCUGCAACAAAUAUAAUUCAACAAAAGGAAGAAGGUAUUUUAAAGGUUCUAAUUUAAAAAAGAAAGCAAAAACACCGCAGAAACUAGAAUCCGAAGAAUGGCAAGAAUCUAAGAAAACCUCAAGAAAGCUUCGAUUUCAGCGCUGAAUAGAUGAAAAUAAAA